Molecule: messenger RNA, 728 nt
Organism: Moneuplotes crassus
Lineage: Eukaryota; Ciliophora; Spirotrichea; Euplotida; Euplotidae
Source: the annotation of a GenBank genome assembly
UUCUUGAUUACCAUCUUUGAAGUUUUAUAUCAAUUUUUACCGCCUAGUCAAUCGCUCAUGAAAUAACUAAUUUCUAUAGUACCACGUAUCUACGAAUGAGACAAGACGCUACAAGAAGAAUAGAACCAGAAGAUAGAGGAAGAAGGUCUGACAUCUUUUGCCAGAAAUCAAUCGAACUCUUAAUGGAGUGGCUCGAGGAUAACCUGGAUCAUCCCUAUAUCGAAAGAAAAGAUCUCCUAAGAAUCCAAGGAAAAACAAGGCUUACUAAAAAGCAAAUAAUGGGCUGGUGUACAAACAUUAGAAGAAGAAGACUUACCGUUGUAAGAGAUGCAGAUGGGAAUAGAAAUCUCGUCCCACUGGAUAACCCUGAGAAAAAGAGAAAGAAAAAUGAGCCAGGUAAAAGAAAGCCAAUCAUUCUUUUGAACAAGAACGAAAAGACUCAGGACAAGUCUCAAGAGCAGGAAGAGGAGGAAAAAAUUCAGUUCAAGGAUAUGUCAGAAUGUAACAUGGAAGAAUCUUCCCCAAAACAUAAACCUAACAUUCAUCAAACAAAGAAGAGUGAGGUAGCUUUGAAAAAGGUACGAGAGAGUCUCCGCAACUUAUUUGAUGAAACUUUUCGAUCAUCUAAGUAUUGAUGGUGAGAUGCUUAUGAAUCUUUCGCUUCUUCCAUGAUAUAAUCCAAGGUUAGAGCAAAAUCCAUACUUAAUCUUAACAGCAAAAGGUAAAUU